AUGAGUCCUGAAAGCAAGUCUGCCGACAUGAAGAAAGAUACGGUCGAGCUGAACAGCAAGCAACACAUGACCACCGACUAUGGCAUCAAGAUCGCAGACCCUGACCAUUGGCUCCGCGUGGCUGAUGGGAAGAAGACCGGCCCCUCGCUUCUCGAGGAUCAGAUCGCUCGUGAAAAGAUCAUGCGCUUCGACCAUGAACGUAUCCCUGAGCGAGUCGUACAUGCUCGCGGAACGGGCGCCUUUGGCACAUUUAAGCUAAAUGAAAGCGCGGAGGAUGUCACAACCGCAGGGGUUCUGACCGACACUAGCCGGGAAACGCCUCUAUUCCUGCGUUUCUCAACGGUGCAAGGCAGCAAGGGCAGCGCGGACACUGUGCGCGACGUGCGCGGGUUCGCCAUCAAAAUGUACACGGCUGAGGGGAACUGGGAUAUUGUUGGCAAUAAUAUCCCUGUAUUCUUUAUUCAGGAAGCCAUCAAAUUUCCCGAUGUGAUCCACUCGGUCAAACCCGAGCCGCAUAAUGAAGUACCUCAGGGCCAGAGUGCUCACAAUAAUUUCUGGGAUUUCCAGUAUCUGCAUUCCGAGGUGACACAUAUGAAUCAAUGGGGUUUUGGUGUGAACACCUACUCCUUGAUUAACAAAGAGGGCAAGCGCCAUCUUGUGAAGUUCCAUUUUACUCCCGAGCUAGGUGUCCACUCUCUUGUUUGGGAUGAGGCCCUAAAGAUCGCUGGUCAGGAUCCAGACUUCCACCGCAAGGACCUGAUGGACGCCAUUGAUGCGGGCCAAUUUCCUCGCUGGAAAUUCGGACUCCAGCUUAUCCCGGAAGAGGAGGCUGAUGGCUUCGAAUUUGAUCCGCUCGAUGCUACUAAGUUGUGGCCGGAGGAUUUGGUUCCAAUUCGGUAUAUUGGAGAACUGGAGUUGAACCGAAACGUCGAUGAAUUUUUCCCUCAGACUGAACAGGCUGCGUUCUGUACCAGCCACAUUGUUCCUGGUAUCGAUUUCUCGAAUGAUCCUCUGCUCCAAGGCCGGAAUUUCUCGUACUUUGAUACGCAGAUUUCACGUCUAGGACCUAAUUGGCAAGAAUUGCCGAUCAAUCGACCAGUCUGUCCUUAUAUGAACUUAGUCAAUCGCGAUGGCGCCAUGAGGCAUCGCAUCACCAAAGGGACAGUCAACUAUUGGCCUAAUCGGUUUGAAGCCAACCCGCCAGCUGUUCCCGAAGAAGGAGGGUUUUCCAGCUAUCCAGAUAAGCAGCAGGGUAUCACACAGCGGGAUUUGCCUGAAAAGUUCAAGGAGCACUUCAACCAAGCUCAGCUAUUCUAUAACUCGCUGUCGGAGAUUGAAAAGAUGCACGUGGCUAAGGCCUUCUCGUUCGAGUUAGACCACUGCAACGAUCCAGUUGUAUACGAACGCAUGACGGAGAGACUUGCCACGAUCAGUUUGGAGCUAGCUCAGACUGUCGCCACGAACGUUGGCAGUGCCACUCCAUCCAAGGCUCUGAAAGAAAAUAAAGGGGACACCUCCAAAGGAUUAAGCCAGCUGGAGUAUAUGCCGGAGAAGCCCACUAUAGCGACACGACGUAUUGCUAUCCUCCUUGCCGAUGGCUUUGACUUCAACCAAUAUACUGCUAUGAAGGACAAUCUUCAGGGCCAGAAUGCCUUCGUCUUCACCAUUGGUACUCAGAGACAGGGAGUGACGUCCGAGUGUGGACAGCAAGUGACCCCUGAUCAUUUUUUUGCCGGAAUGCGAUCCACCCUUUUCGACGCGGUUUUUGUUCCUGGGGGAAAGCACGUGGAAGGGUUGUCAAAGAACGGUGUGGCGAAGCACUGGAUUACCGAGUCCUUUGCUCAUCUCAAGGCCAUCGCUGGUACCAACGACGCUGUGCCGUUCAUUCAAAGCCAAAUUGGACUCCCAGAGGUCACGGUGGCUCAGGAUGGCGCUUCACUCAAAGAGUCAUAUGGUGUUUUGACGGGAUACGGGCCUGCGGAUACUUUGCUGAAGGUUGACCAGGUCGGACCAGAUGCUAAGGGUCUCGCCGAGCAAUUUAUCUGGCACGUUUCUAGACACAGGAACUGGGCGCGUGAGCUGGACGGACUUGCCGAUCAGAUUGCCGCCUAA
Molecule: messenger RNA, 2112 nt
Organism: Penicillium chermesinum
Lineage: Eukaryota; Fungi; Ascomycota; Eurotiomycetes; Eurotiales; Aspergillaceae
Exons: 3
Coding region: 1-2112 (703 amino acids)
Biological process (GO): hydrogen peroxide catabolic process; response to oxidative stress
Cellular component (GO): cytosol
Molecular function (GO): heme binding; catalase activity
Source: RefSeq, a predicted model, not a curated record